This is a messenger RNA of Pelecanus crispus (Dalmatian pelican), 855 nucleotides long. Lineage: Eukaryota; Metazoa; Chordata; Aves; Pelecaniformes; Pelecanidae. The record is from RefSeq and is a predicted model, not a curated record.
CAGGAAAUCAACUCAAGAAGAUGAAGCCUAAUAAAGGAAAGACCUGUACUAGGGAGAGAGACUAUGUGUACAAAUUCAGUGCUGGAAAUCAACAUUUAGUGCUUACCGUGCCUCUCAAAUUCCCUGUGCAAGAGAAUAUUAGUCAUUUGCAUGGACGUCUAAUGCUUCUGCACAAUCUGCCAUGCUUUAUAGAAAGUGACCUGAAGCAAUCUCUUAAUAAGUUCAUAGAGGAGGAAACUAUAAAAGAUUAUGAUAGAGAAGCUGAAAUGGCUCUGGAAGCAGUGAAAUCAGGAAAAGUAGACAUAAACCAGCUGGCAGAUACUUGGGCUAAAGCUUAUAAAGAGACAACGUUAGAAUAUGCAAAACCUGAAGAAACCAGCUGGGAUGAAGAUUUUGCAGAUGUUUAUCAUGAUCUGAUACAUUCUCCAGCUUCUGAAAUGCUGUUAAACCUGGAACACAAUUAUUUUGUUAGUAUCUCAGAAUUAAUAAGUGAAAGAGAUGUGGAACUGAAAAAACUACGGGAAAGACAAGGAGCUGAAAUGGAUAAGGUGAUGCAGGAGCUAGGGAAAUCGCUAACAGACCAAGAUGUAAAUUCAUUAGCGGCUCAGCAUUUUGAAUCUCAGCAGGAUUUGGAGAACAAGUGGACCAAUGAAUUAAAACAGUCUACCGCUAUCCAGAAGCAGGAAUAUCAGGAAUGGGUGAUAAAACUUCAUCAGGACUUAAAGAAUCCCAACAACAGCUCAGUCAGUGAUGAAAUUAAGGUUCAGCCCAGUCAACUGAGAGAAUCUGUAGAAGGAAAUGGAAGAAUUUAUGAAGAGCAAAGGCUGUUAGAAGAAAGUUUUACUAUUCACUUGG